Molecule: messenger RNA, 1732 nt
Organism: Schizosaccharomyces japonicus yFS275
Lineage: Eukaryota; Fungi; Ascomycota; Schizosaccharomycetes; Schizosaccharomycetales; Schizosaccharomycetaceae
Product: Sad1 interacting factor 2
Exons: 6
Coding region: 6-1151 (381 amino acids)
Cellular component (GO): mitochondrion
Source: RefSeq, a predicted model, not a curated record
UCUUCAUGUCCUCACGAAUUGGUCCUCAGCGUACAACAAAAACAGCGGCUAAGCUGCGGCUACUGCCGACAGCGGAGGAAUUUUACAGCAGCAAUUGGCAGGAAACCGGUACCGACGUCUAUACGCAGCUGCCGCACAUUGAAGGAUCCAGCGCCCGGAGAGAUGCUGAACAGCUUGGUAAACGCCAUCGUGAACGGUUACCGCGUGUAACAGCGUAUUGUACAUGCGAUUCGUAUCGUAUGGACCUGCUCUUUAAGUUCUUUCAAUCUCGUCGGAAUAGUCAUCAUGCCCGACCAAAACAAUUCGACGAAUGUAUCUACUCUCCUUAUUCUUAUGUUACAGAUGACGAACCAACUACUGGCGAUUUAAUAGAGGUUCCAGAGAUGCAUCAUCAAGGAAACGACUCAUCACAAUCAAACGGUGGGUCUGGUGACUCUGAACUGAAUCUCGACAAACGACAACCUCUGUUUCGUGAGGUAUUCUGUUUUAAUUACGGUGUCGUCGUAAUGUGGGGCUACACAAUUGAAGAGGAACACCGGUUUCUUAAGGAACUGGCUCGUUUUGAGGUGGAAAAAUUAAAAAUGGAUGAUGUUGAAUUGGAGGAGUUCAAUUACUAUAUUACAACCCUGUAUCAACCUAGAAUAUUUAACGAUUUUAUUGCGCUCAGAGAAACAUCUACCUAUAUGGUGCGGUUGUCCAUUUCGCACGCAAUUGCUCAAUCGGUAAAGAUAUCUCUUUUUGAAGAAUUGGUGAAUGAAACGAUUGAUGCUAUGAAAGAUAUUCCUCAGUAUAUUGCCGAGUCCGGCAGGGUCAUGCUUCGUCGAGAAGAAAUUAUGAUGGCAGUGGGACAACUAUUCAUCCUCCGAAUCAACAUCAACUUACAAGGUAGUGUGUUGGAUAGCCCAGAGCUGAUGUGGACAGAGCCACAUCUUGAACCAAUUUAUUCUGCUGCACGGUCUUACCUUGAGAUUAAUCAGCGCGUAGCCUUGUUAAAUCAGCGAGUAGAGGUGAUUGGAGACCUCCUGUCUAUGCUGAAAGAGCAGAUUACACACACUCACGACGAAUCACUCGAGUGGAUUCUGGUGCUUCUGUUGACAGUUUUGGUUGUCGUCGCUGUGUUAAGUAUAGCGGUGGACUUUCGUCUCAUGUAGAGCCAAGUUCUCGACAUUGUUUCAGUCUCGUCCCUUACAAGAAAAGAAAUCUGGGGUGCGUUCUAGUGUGCAUUUUACGAUUUAGUGACUAUGAAAGGGGCCCUUUUUUUUUAAAUCUGUUCCUCCGUUUUUACCGUUGUGUGUUGAUGUGCCGAUAAGGGAACAUUCCGACUUUCGAGUUCGUUCAUUAACAACUGCUGCUCCAAACGGAACCGCUGAAUGUUUCGUUUUGCAGUAUAAAUUUUCACGGCAAGCUUCUCACAUUCUUCCUCGACUUCUGCAACUUUUUUACGAAUCCGUGUGGUUUUUCUUCUGUACACAUCAUCUUUUUUUUGUUUUGGUUAGCACAUAGGAAUGCUGAAGACACAAACACAGCUCUCGUGCUUCGUUGUCAUAUUGUGUAUGACAAAUACACACUCUCUCCCUCCGACCUCCGACAUACCUUCACUUUCCGUUGGCAAAGAAAGCAUCUGCCACAAUUGUUAACGUUCUCAUUUCAUUCCAGUUUACAAAAAAAAAGUUAACCAGCACAUACCUGGGGAUCCAUCCUGGCUAAUUUUGUGGAGUCUGUCUUGUUGACU